Molecule: messenger RNA, 621 nt
Organism: Miscanthus lutarioriparius
Lineage: Eukaryota; Viridiplantae; Streptophyta; Magnoliopsida; Poales; Poaceae
Source: the annotation of a GenBank genome assembly
AUGGCUGCAAUGUUUGAAGGUAUAGAAAACUUCUUGUUGAGAGACUUCUUCAGCCAGAACACAUUCAAGAAGAACUAUGAGAUGGAUAACAAGCAGACGACUUCAGAUGCAUUAGACAAGAGGUAUGAGGGGUACCAGAAGAUCUGCCUGUAUGGUCUGGGAUCUGUGUUCUGGGGAGCUGCAACUGGUGUUCUUAGUAACAUACAGGCACAGCAUCCAACUUGGAUCUUUUGGGGCAGCAUUUACUUUGUUGUUUCCCUUGUCCUAAUGUUGAAUGGACUGACUGCUGCAAGUUUUUCAAGCUCAACUCCUAUGGCACUGGCUACAGCAGGGCUAGGAGCAUGGACGGCAUAUAUUUAUAUGCUGGCAACAUUUCAUGUGGCGUCACUAAGCUUUCACUCCAAUGUAGAGGAAUGUGGCUACUCAAUGCUCAUCUCGUCAAUUGCCGUGACAAUCCACUGGACCUACAGCUCUCAGGACCCUCUGGUUUUUCUUGUACUGGGCAAGUUAAUUGUGUGGCUGUUACUCAUAGUUCCUUAUGCUAUUGUCAAACUCCUCCUGCUAAUUCCUUCUGGUGUUACCAAACUCAUAAGGUGUCAUGAAUCAUCAACUACUGUGUAG